AUGGCAGAAACAUACACACUCUCUUUGACGGCCGAGGACCGUUUUGUGGAGGUGUUCGCGGCUGUGCUGGCUUUUGAUCCUAAACGUUUGGAGAAAGAUUUAAGAGACUCUCUCUUCGGGCAGCACAUUGUGUCCGACAUUGUACUGAAAGCUGUAACAUCAUUUAUGACUGACAGCAAUCCGAACAAACCGCUGGUCCUCUCUUUCCAUGGGACUACUGGAGUUGGAAAAAAUCAUGUUGCUCAAAUCAUUGCAAAAAACAUUUAUGAAAAUGGGAUAGAAAGCUACCAUGUUCACACAUAUAUAUCUGAGCAUCAUUUUCCGCACAAAGAAAAGUCAGACUUAUACAAAGCACAGUUAAAGCAGGAGAUUUAUAAAAGUGUUUCAAGUUUUCCCCGCUCCAUGUUCAUAUUUGAUGAAAUGGACAAGAUGCAACCACAGCUGAUCGAUGUCAUAAAACCUUUCCUAGACUACAAACUCAAUGUAGAUGGAGUGUCAUUCCGCAAUGCAAUCUUCAUUUUUCUCAGUAAUGCAGGUGGGAAUGUGAUUGCUGAAGUGGCUCUGGAUCUCUGGAGAGAAGGCAUAUGUCGGGAAGAGCUUUGGAUGAACAGCAAGGAACUGGAGACUAAGAUCUUUAGAAAAAUUUUCAAUGAUAAGAACAGUGGAUUUCUGCACUCCAGUAUGAUAGAUGAGCAUCUGAUUGAUUACUAUGUUCCUUUCCUGCCUCUAAUGCUGAAGCAUGUGCGUCAGUGUGUCAUGGCUGAGAUGAGCCAUCUGAAAAUCAAACCAAACUAUGAGCUGGCAGAUAAAGUAGCCAGAGAAAUGCCUUUCUUUCCUGAAAAAGAAAGAAUCUUUUCUGCUAAAGGCUGCAAGUCUGUCAGACAGAAGUUGGCGCUGUAUGACAAUUAAUAGAUUAACAACUUUAUCUUUUUAACAUACAGUUGCACAGAAAUUAUCACUCCUUUGUAUUAACUUAUUAAUAUUUCAGUCUUGAUGAUUUACACUGCUAGGAGUCUGGGUUGGAGGCACUAUUAUAUUAAACAUUUUAAUCUAGACCUA
Molecule: messenger RNA, 1059 nt
Organism: Carassius auratus (goldfish)
Lineage: Eukaryota; Metazoa; Chordata; Actinopteri; Cypriniformes; Cyprinidae
Product: torsin-1A
Exons: 6
Coding region: 1-909 (302 amino acids)
Biological process (GO): nuclear membrane organization; protein localization to nucleus
Cellular component (GO): nuclear envelope; endoplasmic reticulum lumen; endoplasmic reticulum
Molecular function (GO): ATP binding; kinesin binding; ATP hydrolysis activity
Source: RefSeq, a predicted model, not a curated record